AUGGCCAAGAUCAGUUUCCUACCCACCCUUGAGGAUGCUUACGGACCUUUAUCAGCUCAACAACUUGAAAUUUUAAGACAACAGGUUUUGUCUGAAGGCGGAGAGGUGGCAUCGAUUCAGUCGAGGUUCAACUAUGCUUGGGGAUUAAUCAAGUCCAAGGAACAGGACGAUCAGCGACUAGGGGUGAAAUUGCUAACAGAUAUAUAUAAAGAAUCGUCGAUGCGUAGACGUGAAUGCUUGUACUAUUUGACGAUUGGAUGCUACAAACUGGGCGAGUUUUCAACUGCAAAGCGGUAUGCGGAUGCUUUGCGGUCGCAUGAACCAGAAAAUAAGCAAGCGGUGGCUUUGCAGUCGAUGGUGGAAAGUAAAAUCCAGCGUGAGAGCCUUAAGGGCAUUGCCAUUGCAAGCGGAUGUGUGGCCGUGGCUGCAACAGUGGCAGGCAUGCUGUUCAGGAAAAAGCGUUAG
Messenger RNA from Lachancea lanzarotensis, 465 nucleotides. RefSeq names its product LALA0S01e02608g1_1 (gene FIS1). Gene Ontology annotation, cellular component: peroxisomal membrane; mitochondrial outer membrane. The coding region runs from base 1 to 465 and encodes 154 amino acids. Gene Ontology annotation, biological process: peroxisome fission; autophagy of mitochondrion; mitochondrial fission. Lineage: Eukaryota; Fungi; Ascomycota; Saccharomycetes; Saccharomycetales; Saccharomycetaceae. The transcript has a single exon. The record is from RefSeq and is a predicted model, not a curated record. Gene Ontology annotation, molecular function: protein binding.